Monopterus albus (swamp eel) is the source of this 2064-nucleotide messenger RNA. RefSeq names its product microtubule-associated protein 1 light chain 3 gamma, like (gene map1lc3cl). The transcript is spliced from 6 exons. The record is from RefSeq and is a predicted model, not a curated record. NCBI's taxonomy places the organism in Eukaryota, Metazoa, Chordata, Actinopteri, Synbranchiformes, Synbranchidae. Bases 952 to 1362 code for a protein of 136 amino acids.
GCCUGGACAGGUGGGGGUUAAAGGGGGCCCAGCAUCACAUUUGUGCCUGAAGCCCUCAACAAAUGAAUCUCACAGUAGGUCUGACAUGUGCACUGCACUCUGCGCUGGUGCCACCUUUCAACCAGUAGAGGGUGAUCCUCACUCACAACACAGUUUUUGCCCCUAAUAAUGUUUCCACAGGCCCCUGACCUACAACCUGACCAUAGUCCCCCUUAAAGAACAAGCAAACCUUCUCCUAGCAGGAAAAGGUGUUAUAACAAUAUUAUCACUGGAUUGCAACCGCAAGGAGGAAAAUUUGGACACAUAACUGAUUGACAUCCCAUUGGCUACAAUCAUCUGGAGAUAUUGUGCCUGAUGGAAACACAUACUGAAACCAGCACUCUAGUGAUGAGGCCAAAGGUCAAGAGAUAUUCUGACCUUUGAUAGAGCUGGCAUCAGGUUUCUCAGUGUAAGUUUGGGUCGUCCAGCCGUGUUUAAAGACAGGUGGUUUCUCUGGUGUCGCCGUUUGUCUGAAUCAUUAAUGCCAUGCGUCCUUCGUGCUCUUCACAUGGUGGGCUGCUCCAAUUAUACUUCAUGCUUGUAUUCCUCUGUGUACAAGUACAUGUGUACGUGACCGCAGCGCCAUCGUCACAGGUAGAUGUGAGAAUGUUCCAGCCAUCACGUGCAUGGGAAUCUGGUCUGAACCAGUGAAGAGCUCACACAGGCAUAGAUGCAUCCCCACAUCCACACACUGUCCACCAGGACGAGGAGGGUGUCUUUUUCUGUUGGUGUCACAUUUCAACUCCUCCCUGCUCUGACUCCUAUAAAACCCCAGUGUUCACAGCAGCUCAUUUAAGUUUGCUCACCUCCACCCGAGGGGACUUCACUGUCAGCCAGGGCAGGACCGCCACACCUGGCGCCACCAGCCGCAACGCCUGCAUCGCCACUGGUCUCUGCAAACUGAAAAACAACAUGGCUCCUUUUGAAAAAUCUAUGGAGAUGUUGCCUUUCAAGCAGAGGAAAUGUCUCGCAACAAGAAAAGAUGAAGUGUGCAGUAUUCGGUCUAAAUUCCCCAAUAAGCUGCCAGUCAUUGUUGAACGUUACAUCCGUGAAAAGACUCUCCCCCUGUUGGACAAAACAAAGUUCUUGGUUCCCUUCGAGUUCACCUUGGGUCAGUUCCUCUGCCUGCUCAGGAAUAAGAUUGCUCUGGACUCCACCCAGGCUCUGUUUCUACUGGUGGCGGAGAAGAGCAUGUCGUGCAUGUCCUCCAGCAUGGGCGAGAUUUACUCCCGUUACAGCGACGCUGACGGCUUCCUCUACAUCACCUAUGCCUCACAGGAGAUGUUCGGAGCACCUCAACCAGUAGACGGGUCUCCCCACUGAGACCAAAGCACAUCAGAUAAUCUGAGCCCAGACCAAUAGCUGACACCACACAACCAAACUGGAAAAGACAGACAAACCAAUCCAAGCUGAGACUGUUUGUGCCCAGUUUUUAGCCCCAAACUGUAUGUCAGCCUACCUCAUGAACAUUUCUGGACUUUUAAACAGCACCCCACCCCCAUCCUCUUUUCAUUGUGCUCGCACUCUGAUGUGGACAAGGCUCCCUGAUGACAUUUUGGACUGAGUGACUUGAUGAACUGAUCAUGUUAUGAGAUGUUAGAAGAAAAAGUAGAAGCCAACACAGAAUUAGUUUUUUUUAAAUUAGGGAAAUGGCCAAGAAGAUGUAACAAACUGAGUGCUGUUCUCACCCUCUCAUUUUUCCUGUGCUCCAACAAUGUGAAGACAGUAUUGUGAUUAUAUUAUUGUGCAUUACCAGGUAAAAAAUCUAAAUAGUCCUUUGGCCUCUAUGACAAACAAACCUGUUUUCAGCUGAUGUUGUUGCAGUUCAGUAAAAACCUUCACACUUCACAAAUCUUGCUGGUAGUAAGACUGAAUUUGUAGCACUUACCUCCACUUCCUCCUUUCCUUUCUUUGCCUCUUCUUCCCUCAAAAAUGUGAAAUUGUGCACCAGGAUCUUGAGACACUCAGUGAAGACAUGGAUGUAGAUUUUAUGUUGCCCUGAUUUUUUCUGUAUCCAGCUGUCAG